Glossina fuscipes is the source of this 1209-nucleotide messenger RNA. It is a transcript of the gene PGAP3, whose product is annotated as post-GPI attachment to proteins factor 3. NCBI's taxonomy places the organism in Eukaryota, Metazoa, Arthropoda, Insecta, Diptera, Glossinidae. Gene Ontology annotation, molecular function: hydrolase activity, acting on ester bonds. The coding region runs from base 84 to 1082 and encodes 332 amino acids. Gene Ontology annotation, biological process: GPI anchor biosynthetic process. The record is from RefSeq and is a predicted model, not a curated record. Gene Ontology annotation, cellular component: endoplasmic reticulum membrane. The transcript is spliced from 5 exons.
AAGAAAUCAAUGACCGAUUAAAUUGAUUAGAAAAAUGUAACAACUUAAUAAAAACAAUUCCAAGGAGUCUAAUAUUUCAUAAUAUGAUAAAAAUAAAUAAAAGCCUUUUAAUUUGUCUUAUUUUGAUAUCAAUAUUUUUGAAAUGCUUAUGUUCGAAUGGCGAUAAAACCGUAUUUUUUAAGCAAUGUCGUCAAAACUGCGAAAGACAAAAUUGUUCAGCUGAUGGAAUUAAGUUCCAAGAGCAGGCGAUAAAGUAUUAUCAACAGACUUUAUUUGAUAAAUUGUUUUUAUGGAAUUGUGUAGACGAAUGUCAGUAUGGUUGCAUGUGGAGAACCGUUGAAGUCUUUAAAGAGCGCGGAUGGGCAGUUCCACAAUUUUAUGGCAAAUGGCCGUUUAUACGUUUUAUGGGACUACAAGAACCGGCCUCAGUAUACUUUUCCAUUUUAAAUUUUGUUGCCCAUGUUCGCAACAUUAAACGAUUCCGAAGAGAAGUAAGACCGGAUAGUCCUUGCUAUAAGUUAUGGCAUUUGUUUGCAUUUGUAUGUUUAAAUGGCUGGUUAUGGUCUAUAAUAUUUCAUGCGAGAGAUUUACCUUUAACAGAACUAUUGGAUUAUGCAUUUGCUUAUUCUAUGGUUUUAGUCGUACUCUACUGCAUGCUGCUCAGAAUGCUGCAUCGAAAAUCUAUAUUAUUAAGAGGUUUUAUUUCUCUGGGUGUAUUAUCUUAUUAUAUAAACUACUUCGCUUAUUUGAGCGCGGGAAAAUUUAGUUAUUCUACUAACAUGGUGGCAAACGUGGUAACAGGUGUUUUGGGAGGCUUAGGCUCGAUUCUCUGGUCUUUCCGUGUGCGACAUUACCGUCCGUAUUAUCGUAAAAUACAGACUUUCUUUUUAUUAAUGGGAUUAACUAUGAGUUUGGAACUUUUAGAUCUUCGUCCAAUUUUAUGGAUUAUUGACGCUCAUGCUUUAUGGCAUUUGUCAACCGCCUUCCUUGACCCAUUAUUUUACAGUUUUGUCAUUGAAGACUGUAAAAUGUUGCGCACGGAACAUAAGGACAAGGCGUUUAUUUUUGACAAAGAAAUUUAAUUGAACGUAAAAUAUAUUAAAAAACUACAAUUAUGUUGGUACAUAAAAAACAGUCUACAUUUGACCACAUUGUGAUAUUUUUACCGGUAGCUUGGGCUUAUUAUUAGGUCCUGUAGGGACAUUUUCA